CAGAGCAAGAUGGCGUCCGGUCAAUAGACGAAUAGCAGGGAGGCCGAAGGCGCUCUCGAGGUUCGUGGGUGUUCUCAGCCCGGAGCUGGAGAGGCUUUGAGGCCGCGUGUAUCAUUGACGUUUUUUUUCCUCUCUCCACCGUGGUGAAACGGUUAAACACGCGAACGUGUGAACGAAGGAGAUAAUGUUCCGUAAGGGAGUACGCGUUACGUGCGCGUCGGCCUGAACGCGGCGUGUUUCUCGAGCUUAAAAGAUGCUGCCGUGCAAAGCGACGAAAGAGGAGGCGCCUUCGCGAAACUGUCAGGAAGAUCGUCUUCGUCGUACGUGAGUCAGUGCGCGCUCGGUGGAUCGAAAGAAGGCACGUACGUACAAAAUGGCUUCGGGCGACAAUGUGGAUGUGAUCGAGGUGGUCGAAACGAGCUUCACCAGCCCAUCACAAGCAACGGAAGAUCAUCUCAAACCGGAACAGUCCGCGGACGAGGACAAUAAAUCCACAGGGGAUAAGGUGACAGCGUUUGACAUCUCGGUGAAUCAACAUGGUACCGCUGGACUCAAAACCCCUGUGGGGGUGUCGAGGAACAAAUCGGAGCGAGAGAGAAAGAUCGGCCACAGACGAGUUGGAGUGGGAGGUGAAAUCACGUACAAAAAGAUCCAAACGACACAAAUCAUGGGAUCGAUCCAGUUAGGCAUUCAACACGCGGUGGGCGGUUUGGCUAGUAAACCAGAACGUGAUUUACUGAUGCAAGACUUUAUGACAGUGGAGACGACGAAUUUCCCGAGCGAGGGAUCCAAUCACACACCGGCCCAUCAUUUUUCCGAGUUUAAGUUCAAGAAUUACGCACCCAUUGCAUUUCGUUACUUUCGGGAUCUCUUUGGUAUUCAACCGGACGACUUCUUAAUGUCGAUGUGUAGCGCUCCAUUACGCGAAUUAUCGAACCCCGGAGCUAGUGGAAGUAUCUUUUAUCUAACAGAUGAUGACGAGUUCAUCAUAAAGACUGUACAACACAAAGAAGGAGAGUUCUUGCAGACGCUUCUUCCAGGAUAUUAUAUGAAUUUAAAUCAGAAUCCAAGAACGUUAUUGCCAAAAUUUUUUGGGUUGUAUUGUUACCGAUGUAAUAGUAAAAAUGUUAGAUUAGUGGCUAUGAAUAAUCUUCUGCCCUCAUCGGUAAAGUUGCACCAAAAGUACGACUUAAAAGGAUCGACAUACAAAAGGAAGGCAUCGAAAUCGGAAAGAUCCAAGUCGUCUCCAACAUACAAAGAUUUAGAUUUCAUGGAGCAUCACCCGGAAGGCAUUUUUCUCGAGGCGGAUACAUACAGUGCACUGGUUAAAACUAUUCAGAGAGAUUGUCGGGUGUUGGAAAGCUUUAAAAUUAUGGAUUACUCUUUACUCGUUGGUAUUCACAACCUCGAUCAGGCUGCGAGAGAAAAGGCGCAGGAACAAAGAUUAUCAGCAAGCGCGGAGGAGGAAGUCGGGGAAUUCGGAGGUGAGAGUGCAGGAUUUGUUCAAGCGGAAAGGGGACGGGAACGGGAGGACAGAAUAGGCGCGAGUGCUUUGAACCGGUCGCGGAGCAUAAACCGACAAAGGUUGGUCGCGCACAGUACCGCUAUGGAGAGUAUUCAGGCUGAAAGCGAGCCAAUAGACGAGGAGGAUGACGUACCCAGUCCAGGUGGCAUUCCAGCACGCAACGCUCGUGGCGAACGCUUGUUACUCUUCCUUGGUGUUAUUGACAUUUUGCAAAGUUACAGACUCAAGAAGAAGCUCGAGCAUACGUGGAAGUCGAUGAUACACGACGGUGACACCGUGUCCGUACAUCGACCAGGGUUUUACGCGCAACGUUUUCAAGACUUCAUGGCGAAGACAGUAUUCAAGAAGAUACCAUCACUGGACCUGCCUGAGAUUAAGGGGAAUCAUCGCAAAUUCCGUAACCUCGUCACCAGCUACAUAGUCUUUGCUCAAACGUUGAAACAUUCCCCGUCGAAGAGAAAAAGCAUCACGAGACCGCUGAGGCCACUGGACGGUGACUUCGAUUCAACCGCGGUGCCGACAACCGGAACUUCAACAAUGCAUGCUACGUCACCCACAAAGGCUGUGCCAUCAACGACAGACGUCGCGAUCAGCACGACCAGCACGAUAAUGUCGACCGGUUCGGCGCCAAUCGCGACUUCCACACCGGUGAACUUCGCCUCGGGCCCGGUGAGCCCGCCGCCGUUGACUUUGUCCGCGGGUCCGAGCUCGCCUCAUCAAGAAACACCAGCACCGGUAACGACCUCGGGGGCUAAAAUCGCGAGCUAUCCAGCCGUUUUAAAAGGCAGGACCGCAGCCAGUCCGCCGAAUCCGAAUCUGGUACCCUCUGGGAAGAUUCCACCCCCUGUUCCGCCGAGAGGCGGACAACCGAAGACCGCGAGGUCCUCGGAGGAGCAUCGUGGUCCCGGGACGGUCACCUCGACGUCCUCGAUGUCAUCCAGCCGAGGUGGCACCCUUCCUUCCACCUGCUCCACUCCGCCCCCGCCCUUUGACGAUGCAGUGCGUUCAAACGACCAAACUUUGGCUUCCGGUGGUCAGCUACAACAGGGUGCAACGACCAUCUUAACGAGCAGUCUGAGUAGCGCUCACACGAAGCAGAACAAGGUCGUGCACCAUGUCACCCUUACGAAAACUUACCACGACGCUGUGAGCAUAUCUGAUGUGCACUUGGAAAGCAGUGGUAGCGGAAGUGGCAGUGGCGGGAGGGAAACGAAAUCGUCGUUGAGCGUGGAAAGCGGUGGAAGCAGUCGAGGGGGUGGCGCAUUGACGUGGACGCCACCCGCGGGCAGCGCUGAGGGUUCGACACCUACCUGGACGGAGGGCACCCCGUCCUUCACGGAAAGCUCCAGCAGCGGUGACGCAGGUUGUCCGACGACGCCGAUCAGGGGUAACCAGCGUCAUGACAACGGAGGGAGCAUCGCAGCUACCGUUGAGGAGGCGUUGGCCAGUCUUACUACGGAAAUGAGACAAAAGAACGGCAACGCGAAGGAUCUUAUGGCACAGAGAACGUCCCUUUCGAUGUACAGACAAGUCAGAAGAAGUAUCAAACGUGUCAACGCGAACAACGUAGCAAUCGUGAGGAGCAUGCAAAGAGUGUUGAACGUUCAACGCCAGGAGCAAUAAGGAUUCAAGCGAAUCGGAAAUAAAUCUCUUUGAAACGAUUGAGCAAGAUAAACGCGCGUCCAUUUUUAUCUGUGGAAAUAUUGAGAACGCACUAAGAAACGGUUCAACAUUAUUAUCGAGAUCUGUGAUCACGUGUAUACGUUUGAAAGAAACUUGUUUUCCUAAAUUUAUCAAUGAACGAACAAUGUUUCUUUCUUUGAUAAAUUGUAAGUAUUAUUGCUCGUAGACCUCGAUGAAGAAAUUAUGUCUGUUUAACCAGUUUGAACGAUGAUCGGGCAUAACUUCAGUCUUAAUCCUCUCGUGACUAUAAAUCAACCUUGCGUCUAAGUGUCUGCUUAACUAACUGCGUAAGACUUUAUUUUUUUUCUUUUUUCGUUGCAUCAACGUUGUCGCGUCGAGAAGUAUAUAAAACUAAGAAACGAGAAGCCUUGCGUUAAUCGAAGCAAUAUCACUGGUUAAGAAGAAGCGGACGGUUAGAUAUUCUUCGUGCAUGAGUUUGUCAUGUCAAUACGAACGUGCCAAGGAAUUUGGCAAGAUUUACGGCGGCGGUUUUAUGGAACGGUUCGUUUCGCGAUUAUUCGCGAAUUCACCAUCUUCGUGCUUCCUUUUUUUCUGAAUUCUCAAGGUUCCCUAGCUAACUCAAUUUCAUCUUUUACUUCGUACGACAAAAGGCAAAGAAUAAUUAUGGAUUUGAAAAAGAAGGUCAAAGCAGUUUUAAUGUGAGAUUUUGAUUCCCGAAUUUUUAAUUGAAUUUCAUUAGAAUUCAAACUUUAUUAUCCGAAAGUUGAUCCCAGUCUUCGAGAAAAAUUUUUAAAGCAUGUAUAGUUUCGUGUAGAUUUCUUAUGGAGAAAUUGUGAAACCAAACGUGCCAUUGAAAAUGUUCCGUAGGAAAUUGUGUGCACAACUGAGAUUGCAAGAACAAUUAUGUGCGAGUAGAUUGCUGGAUUAAUUAACCCUUUAACCGAGCAAUCCGAGCCAAUAAUACUGUGACUGUGUUUCCGAUUGUACCGAAUUGAGUUAAUAUUAAUUUUCAUACAUGAAAAUAGUCGUCUUCUACUACCUCCUGUAGAGACAGUCAUUGUUUCUGAAUCAAGUUGCCCAGUUGAAGGGUUAAAACGAUAAGUGAAGAGCAAUUAUGGAUCGGUUGUACCUUCGCGAUGGUCCAUUAGUAUUCUUGGAUGGUUAAAAUAAUUCUAUAUGUUAUUUUUAAUUACCUAUGAGGAGGGUAAGUUUCCUUUAUUAGUUUAGUCAAGCAGAAUAAAAAAUAGGAAGAGAAUUCUUCGAAUCUUCGCGACAGCUGGUCCAUUUCUGUCUCAUUCAAGAGUUAAAGAAACGUAUAAAUAUAUACGUACGUUGAAAUGUUAAAGUAAACCGCUACGGAAAGAUUUCACUGCGAGCGAUCGUUUGACAGUGCUGUUACGAAACGAAUUGUCACUUAACCGAAAUUUUCGGCAAUACAUAUUAAUAUGAUUACGAUCAUUACCAUUAUGAUUAUUAUCUAUCACCAUGAUUAUUUAAAUAAAGCAGUUACUAUUAUUCUUACGACUGUUUUUGUUAUCGUUUGUUAUAAAAAAAAGAAGAAAUACUUGAUUGAUUGGCGGGGGUAAUUUUUCAUUUCAAUUAAUUUUGCGUGUUUAUGUAUGUUCUUGUGUGUGUCUGUCCAUUCCUAACGAUGAAAGAUCGAUCGAUCCUUAAACUCAUUAUUAACAAUCUUCACCCUCGGCGCACUUUAUUUUUACUUUCUUUUUUUUUAACCAACAUUUUUUUCUUAUCCUGGUUUCUUUUUAUUUGCACCCUUUCAGACCCACCUGUAGUCAAGCAAAAACGAAGAUAAUUGUAGACAGUCAGACAAACAAAAACAAAUACGAAAAAUAUCGUUUUUAUUUACGAAAAAGAGAGAAAAUUGACUGCGGAGCCUGUGAAUUCUUGCUGUUGGUGCAUUUAGAAACCCUCUUUCUCCGGAAUUAACGUGAGAUAAUGCAUUAGGAUGUUGAUGUAAGUCCAACACACACGUAGGCAUAUAAGUGCGCGCGUCUUAACGUAUAUUUAUAGGGUGUUUCGAAAAUAUAUACGUCAUAUCCGACCAUGGGACGGCCGUGGAUCGGACGGUUUCUUCCACGGAAAGAAACAAAGCUUUUAAAAUUACUUUUUACUUCCUUUUGUUAUUUUAUUUCUUAAGUGAUAUUUUUUAAAACGAUAAUUUCGGAACACUUUACGUUAGCUAUUAAGAGAUCGGUUCGAGGCACCAUUUUUCAACAUCACAUUGUCGUAAAUUUUUCUACUUCUUUUAUUUGAAUAAAGAAGUUUGAGUAAAUUUAUGUGAAGAACGAAAUGAAACAGCUAGUCUCGAACCGGCGUUAGACAAUUUAAUUAUUUAUUUUUCUAUUAUUUCGCUGCCGUGUAUCGCCAAGAAACUUCGGUUUCCCUCGCCAGGGAAUCUCAUUCUGGCACGAGUGUACAUAGUGCACACAAGCUGAAUAAACGCGUGAUUUCUUAGACAGUCAAAUAGGAAUUUCAAAAAGACUGCGUGCGUUUAUUUUAUCCGUAAACAUGUUGUAUUCCUUUGUCACCUCGUCGUUCUUUUUUCGACGAUCAUGUGCGAAUACAAUAUCCUGUAUUUUGUGCAGCUAGUUUAUCAUAAAAUCUCGGUUUAACGUGAAAAAGUGAUAACUCUUUUCUUUAUCUCUUCCUCGUUAAAAGUUGCUAACGCAUUUCUUAAUCAUACGUGUACAGUGGAUUAUGCAUUUAUUCAUUUACCUACUUAAUAUAUUAUAAUUAGCCUGUACAAUAUCAUCUGUUCAUAAAAUUUCAAAUUUAUGAUUUUUAAUUAUACAAUCGGACGUUAUAAUAUUGCAUGCAAUCUACCGAGGCUUUGUCAGAAACGAUAAAUAUCAAUCUUAAAUUAUUGGACACUAUUUAAUAGAUUUAACUUCUUCGGUAAAACACGACAUGCAUCAUAUGUUCAGUUUAUUCUACGAUUUUAGUACGAGGUGUCAUUACAAAAUAGGAAGGUACUUCUCAUUUAUUUAAUUCGUCCGAAUCGCAACCUUGCCGUUGCGAAAGAAUCAAAUAAUUACUGAGAAAGAUCAAUUUCGUUCUGUAAAAAAUCAGAGAAACGUCGUGGGUGUAGAAAAUUUGGUACACUCGUUAAAACAUCACUGAAAACAGACAAGAGUCUUAACGUCGGUCAUGAUCUUGGAACUCGGUACACUUGAAUACCUUUCAAGUGACUCGCGUGAUGUUCCGCACGAAAAGAAGAGGAAAGAAAAAUCACAUGAUCACUGUUGUACAAAUAUUUACUAGAUGAUGCUACGUGCAUGUAUAAAAGAAGGUAUAAAUAUUAUAUAAAUAUACAGGGUGUAUCCGAACGGGUGGUGCAACCGGGCGGGAGUUGAUUCUACAUGUAAAAAUAAGUCGAAAAAAGGGAGUAACGUUUAUGAGAAAAUUCUGUUGAAUACGCUUACACUGAACUUUCCAAUUCCUUACCUGCUGCAAACAUUUUUGUCGCUCACGCUUUCGUAUUACCCGGUAUAAUGAUUACGUUCUGUCUUUAGUCGUACGACUUCAUUCUCCUACAUUUAGUCUGUUCAUCUUACUUGCAUUUUUUUACUUGAAAAAUAGCGGUCAUUACGUAUUAGAUAUACCUUUAUCUAUCGUACAGAAAUUAAUACUUGCAAAGAAAUGUUACUCGUUUCAUUCGACUUAUUAUUACCUAUACAUGACGCCCCCCCGCUCUCCCCGAUUGCAUCACUCGCCCGAAUCCGCCCUGUAUGUAUAGCUUAUAGAUAUUAUAAAUAUGUACACAUAAACACACAUUAUAAAUGUCGGAGUUUAUCAUGUACGUCGAUGCAUUUAUUUUAUAAAUGGCGCACGGUGAUCGUCUGUACACGCUGUUGUAUCUUUCCUCGAGAGAGCUACAUUCUCGAUACCUCAUUGCGCUUGUAGACGAUCGCGGCGAUGAUGUACGAUUUAAAGAUGAAAUAAAUUAUUUGUUGCGUUGUAUUUAUUUAACGGAGGACGAUUCCUCCGCUCGAAGUCCCGCGAGUAUCACCCGGGGAAGAUUUCGUUCGACCCACGAGGGAGAUCUCUCCUUGGCAAGAAUUGUUGUAACAAUAAAAAUUUUGCGUCAAAAA
Messenger RNA from Ceratina calcarata, 7281 nucleotides. It is a transcript of the gene PIP5K59B, whose product is annotated as Phosphatidylinositol 4-phosphate 5-kinase 59B. Gene Ontology annotation, molecular function: 1-phosphatidylinositol-4-phosphate 5-kinase activity. Gene Ontology annotation, cellular component: plasma membrane. The record is from RefSeq and is a predicted model, not a curated record. Bases 374 to 3148 code for a protein of 924 amino acids. The transcript has 19 exons. NCBI's taxonomy places the organism in Eukaryota, Metazoa, Arthropoda, Insecta, Hymenoptera, Apidae. Gene Ontology annotation, biological process: phosphatidylinositol phosphate biosynthetic process.